Lates calcarifer (barramundi perch) is the source of this 5655-nucleotide messenger RNA. RefSeq names its product zinc finger CCCH-type containing 11A (gene zc3h11a). The record is from RefSeq and is a predicted model, not a curated record. NCBI's taxonomy places the organism in Eukaryota, Metazoa, Chordata, Actinopteri, Centropomidae. Gene Ontology annotation, molecular function: metal ion binding.
GCCAUUUUGCUUGAGUCCGAGUCCGGCUACGGCAGUCCACGAAGAGGGACGGGGUUUUUCCUACAUUACACAACUUUUAUAGUCUUAUAAAACCUGAACUGGUAAUGAACACCGCACACUUUGUUUGCAUAAAAUCUUUAGCUGUUACACUUUAGUGUGAAAAUACCGAAGUGAAUAUCAGGUAAUUACGAAACAAACAGCUGUCUUUACAUUUAGCUAACGCUAACGAUAAGGUCGCGAAAAAUUGGUGCUUUAGGUAGGCCUCUGUUAUUUCAAGCUUCCAGGGCAAUAUUUAGCUCAGGCUUAAAUAACAUAGCAUUUUACCCGGCGUUUAACGUUAUUUAGCUAACAUUUUUCUAUUGUUUGCCGACUAGUUUCUUUCCAUCACAGCUGGGAAUCGUUCAUAAUUCGCCCCAGCUAGCUUUGGGCUACUUAUUAUUAUUCAACAGUAAGUAUGUGAUUGUUUUCUUGAUUGUAUUGGUUUUUAAUUCUUGACCAUUCGUGUCUUGAACCAAUAUUGAAGGUGACCUGAAAAUUAUGCUAUUUGUUAGGUAACGUCGGUUCUAGUCAGCUGUCUGAUAUUUUACUCGGAACUUAAGCUAAUAUUAAGGACAGUUGUUGUUGUGGUCCCAUGACAGUAUUUGUUUUACUUAUGUAACGUACGUAAUGUGAAGCACUAAGUUUGUGCGUAAUUAUUUUCUCUUUUUACUUUAGCGUAAUCGUAACUUCAGAGUGCUAUUUUCCUUUUACUUAAAAUGGACGACAGAGUUGUUCCUCAAGCUGAUCGCCAUUGUCGAACUAGGGCCUUGUCUAGAGUACUUAAACAACCCAACCGGUGUGUACUCCGGAAAACUGCUAAUUUUGUUGUUCUUUACUCUGUAUUAGGUACUUGAUACACACAAACAUGGGUUGAUAAUGCAGCGUAUUGACAGUGUGUCUGUCCACUGAGCUGGAUCCCUAUGAUAACCAAAAUCCAGUUUGCCCUGGAAUCAUUAUUGGAAGCAUAUUUGUGUUGUGAUGCUGUGCCUCUGUGUCGAAAUGUCCAAUUGUCUCCUUUGUACUUGUGCACAAAUGUCUGUCUCUCAAUAACACCUUUUUUCAGUUUCCUGGGAAGGGUUUUUGAUUGGUUUGUAGGUUUUAAAUCAUCCUCGUGGCCCUUUGUGGGGAUCCCUGGAUAUGGAUAGCUUGCCCCCCCCCCCAUGAGAAUACAGUGGCAGAAGAUUUUUUUUCUUCAGCAUUGGUAAUCAACAGCUGAAAAUCUCUAGAAGCUUGAAUUUCCUGCCCAUUUCUUCUACCGCCAUCACACAAAUGCCACCAAGCCCAAGAAGAAGCUGAGGAUUUUUUUUCCCACCUACCCACACUUAUCCCCUUUUUGCCACAUCAGUUAAAGCACUUUUGGAUCUAUUUUUUCUUUCCUGGCUGUUUAUGUUCCCCUGUUUAUUUCUUUCAUUAGUUACACCAAUUAAUUAAAAACAGCAUUUAAAAAAAAUCCCCAAAGGACUCUUUUGCAACCACCAUCAGUAAUAUUUAGCAGUCUGGCGGAGAUAAAGAUGUCUCAGAGAAGGGAUGUCGUAGGAAGACAAGUGUCUCUGGGCGACCCACUCCCCUUUUCCUCUUAUCUCAUGGAUCAAGUGUUCCUUCAGGACUCCAUACCACCACGGAGACACCCUGCCAGCAGUGCGCUCCAGAGGGAGACGUCUUCUCAGCCACCUCAGGGAGAGUCCUGUUGGACCUGAAGAGAACCGCCUGCUGGGUUUAAAGUUCAUUGCCUCAUCACCUCUGCCGCUCAAGACGCAUACCAGCAUUACCAUGACCAACCAUGGAGAUGACUGCUACUUCUUUUACUAUUCCACCUGCACCAAAGGAGACAGCUGCCCAUUCAGACACUGUGAGGCAGCUAUGGGAAAUGAGACAGUCUGCAACCUAUGGCAGGAGGGACGCUGCUUUCGGACCAUCUGCAAGUUUCGCCACAUGGAAAUCACUAAAAACCGAAAGGAGAUACCUUGUUAUUGGGAGAACCAGCCAGCCGGCUGCCAGAAGCCACACUGUGCCUUCCUCCAUGAAAAGGGCCGUUACAUUGACGGUGUCUUCGUCCCCCCUGAUAAAAGUUUGAGCAAGAACGAGGAACAGCCACUCGAGGAGCCAGCCGCUGCAGCCAAUCCCCAGCUUAGAAAAGGAAUUAAGACAGAACCUCAGGAGCCAGUACCAAGCCCUACUCACCCCCCAGUGGUGAUUAAUCCAGCUGAUGAUGAUGAGGAUGAAGAUGACCAGUUCUCAGAGGAGGGAGAGGAUGGCAAGUUCAGCCCUUCUCCUAGAAAGCUACCCAAAUCAGAUGGCUCUCUGAAUUUUGGAGUGAGCACCCUGGAGGAGAUUCGGCUGAGGAAGGCCCUGAAGGCCAGCAUGAAGAGAGCUGGUUAUUCCGUCCAGAGUGCUGAUACCUCGGCCAACGGAGAGAAAGAAAAUAUCCAGUCACUUUUUCGACCAUCCCCCUAUGAGGCCAAAGAAGAAACGGGGAAACCAAGAGGCAGUGUGGCUGAAAGGCUUGGAAGGAAGAUGCCCGUCACCUGUGGACAAGGUGUUUCAUUGAAAAGGAGUCUGGCUGAACGUUUAGGGAGAGUUGUGGAUGAAGAAGAGCCAUUAAUGCCCCCCCAGACAGCUUUGAAGUCUGUUAAGGAAAGACUUGGAUUGCCUGCUGCUCUUGUGAAACCCACUCACCCAGCUGAGACCAAUGUGGAGUCAAAGGAAGCUCCUGAGCAGAUCCGCAUCAAAACUCUGGAGGAGAUCAGACAAGAGAAGGCAGCAAAGUCUCAGUGCCAGAGCCAGAACGAUCCCCAUACAGUCAUUGGUCAAGGUAGCACUACAACCAACACUACCAAAGCUACUAAGAGUGUUAAGCGAGCCAUCACCAUCAGAGAUGACUCAGUUGGACACGUCAAAACGUUCUCUGAGAUCUUGCGAGCCAAGAAGAAAAGGCAGGAAGAGCAACAGGAACAGAACCCCAGCCCGAAGAAGGCAAAGCUUACUGUGGUGAAAGCUCAGGGCAAUUGCCAGUCAGAGUCAAACACAGCAGGGUCCGGUCCUGAGGAUGCAAAUGUGGGGGAAGUUAAAGUCAAAACCCUGGAGGAGAUCCGCAGGGAAAAGGCAGUGAGGAUACAGGCUCAACAGGCCCUGGAGGCUGAAAGUAAGAAGAGCUCUGACACUGAGGAGAAUAGUGUUAAGAGGCCUCGUCUUCUGCGCAUUAACAAGCAGGCAUCCCAAACAGGCAACAUCACAACAGAGAAGAGUGCCGAAGUGACAGUUAAGCCACUGAAAACUCAAACUGCUGCUCCUGGGACCAGCCAGACCACCAGUAAUAAUGUCAAGGUCAAGACCUUUGAGGAGAUCAUGCGUGAGAAACGCCUUCGCAAGCAAGAAAUGGAGCAGGACAAAAGCUCAGCUGAAGCAGAGCCUUCUCAAAAACAGACUACUGAUGGACCCCUGAAAAGGAAGGCUCCUUUGAAAGACAGUUUUACAUCACCUGGCUCCUUGUCACCUCCCUCCGCCGCUCAGACCCCUGACGCUACCCCCGUCACCCAAAAGCUCCCUGUUCGUAAACUGAUCCCCCUCAAACCCAAGGCUGCUUCACCUUUGAACAGCACUGCUCCUCUUGGUACAACAGUUGCCGCUGUUACAGCUGUGACCUCAGUCCCUGUGAAGCAAAGAUCCUCUCCACGGGGAGGGAAGACUGAGUCUGACUCGCAGGGCCUCAGCAGCUCCAGGGAGGUCCCAGACAAAAACACAAGAACCUCCACCGCACCGUCACCAACUAAGCAGUCCAGAGCAGCUCUUCAGGGUCCCACUGCAGAGGCUCCUACUGCUGAUAAAACACUGAACAAUAAUCAGAAGAAAUCCCCAGAACACACUACAGACACCAAAGUGAGGCCCAAGCUGAAUGUGAAGCCAUCUGUCAUGAAGCCUGCAGUGCAGGUGAAACCAGGCCAGAAGAGGAGGGGAGCAGAGCGAUCUGCUGUUGCUGCUGUGAAACCUCUGAACAGCACCUCCACAGAGGUGGAGGAGCCACUGCAGGAGACAGUUUGCAGAGACGGGCAGGUGUUUCCAUCAUCCAGUGCAGAGGCUCAGCAGAGCUCUGCUGUUCCCUGUAGUCCCAGCACCCUGCUGGACUUGGGCUCCAGCUCCAGCCCACUGAGAGAAGAGCUCCAGACUGUCCCUGUCUUUAAACAGAGUCCGAGCCAGGAAACCAAGGCGACCGGUGUCAGUGUUGGUACUUCCAGAGAGGCCUGCGCAGUCCCCCAAAGCCCAGUUCCGAAGACACCCACCCAACCCAAGACACGGAGACAGAGCGCAGGUGUGCCCCGCACCUUCUCCACCUCCAGCGCCACUCCCUCCACCUCAGCUGUGGACGACUUCGAAGAGCUGAUGAACGAGUUCACUGACGAUCAUCUGGAGGAAGACGUGGACCCUGGUAUCGGAGAAGACGACCUGCUGCAGGAACUGUCCGAGAUGAUUGACAGCUGAGGGCUCCAUAAAGCACAACCUACAACCUGUCUCAUGAUUCUGUUUUACAAGAAGUGAAGACCAUCAUCCAACUUACUCUCAUGAAGCAUCUUAAAAAACCUUUUUUUCUUAAAACUUAAACCUGUUGUUAUAGGUUCACAUUUUUUUGUUCUUAACAUUUUAGCCAUCCUCUCUCAUAUACAAGCCUUUUUCAUUUCCUGCCCAUAUGAUCAUCGUAUGGCCCAGGGACUAAUAAUCUGUAGGGCCUUGAUUUUUGUUAUUAUGUCUGUUUAUGAUCAAUGUCCAAUAUUUCCAGAAAAAAUGAAAAGGCUCUGAUUUUGGGAGUUGUUGUUAAGAACAUCCUGAUAUUAUCAAGAUAUCCUGGAUGAUAAAUGUUGGGAAUGAUGAAUGCUUCAUUUUAGAGAGAAGUCAUAUUUGUAUAUUGAGUAUGCAAGGACAAGAGCAAGCUGAAUAUAGAAAUAAUGAAUACUGCUGCACUUAACAGUAGCCUGUCCCCUAAUACUUGUGUUUUAGUUUUUAAAUUUAUGAUGGACAAGACUGUUGUUGCUCAGCUAGCCACAUUUACAUGCAUCGGUUUUACUUAAAUGAUGACCCUGUCAGCAAAGGUCAGAACCCGAGAGGAAGAUAAUGACUGAUGAUCAGUCAUGUGAACAGGAGGAUCACCUUGUCUAACAGGUGUAUAUGGUUAAUAGAUUUUUUUCCACUCAGAUCUUAUUGAGUGCACCUUCUGCCUGUGACUUUCCCUCACCGCCACCUAAGUCGUUUUUAUAAUAUUUGACUGAAAUGUGUGUAUAUUUUUUUAACCAGUUCUUUUAUUCGGUGGGCAAACUAAACACCUAGUCUGGGAUAAACAUUUAACUGCUCUCUGGUUUUGUUAAUGAGCACCUCAGGGACUGUUUGUAUGUUCUUUAUAUGAUUGACAAACACUGUAUUUCAUUUCAACAAUGCUGUCUAGUUUUUUUUAAUUAUAAUUACCUGUUUUUGCUUUUGUGUCAGCAUCAUUUUAUCAAUGUGGUCUGAGAUGAGAUCAGAUUAUUUUUCUGUCUUAAUGUGUUUGCUCUGUUGUGACCCUUUUCCUCAAGCUGUUCAAAGUGACUUGUACAAAUUGUUGUGUAAAUAAAAAAAAAAGGUUUUAAUGAC